CGCUCUCGUCCCUCGCACUCUUACGCUCUCACACUACUCUGUGCGUCUCCUCUCUACAAAAGCUCGCAGAUAGGGGCUUUCCCGCGCGCUCACAGACUGCCUCUAGAACUUACCCAGAGCGGACAUGUCGGCGACAGAGACGAACUCGCUGCAGCUGUCGGACUACCAGCUCCGGACUCUGGAGGAGAACUUCACUAAAGUGAGCAAACACCCGGACGAAGCGACGCUGAUGCUGAUCGCCGCGGAGUGCGGGCUGUCCCAGGAGGAGACGCAGAAAUGGUUCCAGCUGCGUAACGCCAAGUGGAGGCAGGCAGAGGGGCUUCCUCCCCAACUUGGCUCAGUCCUGGACUGAUCCCAGGACAUCCAGGACCUUCAGUAUCCACCAGGACCUCAAGACCCUCCAGACCCUCCAGGGCUUCCAUGCCCUCAAGACCUCCAGGACCUCCAGACCUUCCAGGGCCUCCAGGAUCCAGACCUUUUGCCUCUCUGCAGGCCCAUCUCCAGUGCAUCAUCUCUGGUCUUGUACAGACUUUUAUUAUAUGUUAGUGUCCUUGAAGAUUGAAGAUGUAAAAAUGUGAAGAUGUUUGUGUAUUUUUGUCAUGGGGAUAAAUAGUUUACAUAAUAAAAG
Molecule: messenger RNA, 628 nt
Organism: Periophthalmus magnuspinnatus
Lineage: Eukaryota; Metazoa; Chordata; Actinopteri; Gobiiformes; Gobiidae
Gene: hopx
Product: HOP homeobox
Exons: 2
Coding region: 125-352 (75 amino acids)
Biological process (GO): cell differentiation; regulation of transcription by RNA polymerase II
Cellular component (GO): nucleus
Molecular function (GO): DNA binding
Source: RefSeq, a predicted model, not a curated record